Molecule: messenger RNA, 2071 nt
Organism: Sinocyclocheilus rhinocerous
Lineage: Eukaryota; Metazoa; Chordata; Actinopteri; Cypriniformes; Cyprinidae
Product: heterogeneous nuclear ribonucleoprotein H-like
Exons: 11
Coding region: 199-1428 (409 amino acids)
Molecular function (GO): RNA binding
Source: RefSeq, a predicted model, not a curated record
GGAAGAGCGCCGUUUAGCGCUCGUUCAUACGUGAGCACAGUUCAGCUUCUCGCGUUUUAUUAUUAAUUUACUUAUUGUCGACAUAUAUAAGAAGUUGUAUGGUAAUACUUUAUUAAGGGGUAGGUAAAUUACGUCACUUUGCUUCGGUUGAGUAGAAGAAGCGUCUUUGCAGGGCUUACCAGAAGCGUUGUUUCCAGCAUGGCGGAUGGAGAGGGUUUUGUGGUGAGAGUCAGAGGUUUGCCGUGGUCCUGUUCUGUUGAUGAAGUUCAGAGGUUUUUCUCAGAGUGCAAAAUUGCAAACAAUGGGACAAGCAUACACUUCACAUACACACGGGAAGGGCGACCAAGUGGAGAAGCAUUUGUAGAGUUCGAAUCAGAAGAAGAUCUUAAAAUUGCAGUGAAGAAAGAUCGUGAAACAAUGGGCCACCGUUAUGUAGAAGUAUUCAAAUCCAAUAGUGUUGAGAUGGACUGGGUUCUGAAGCACACUGGACCGAACUGCCCGGACACAGGAGGGGACGGCCUGGUUAGGCUUCGUGGUCUGCCUUUUGGGUGCAGCAAGGAGGAAAUUGUCCAGUUUUUUGCAGGGUUGGAAAUCGUGCCAAAUGGGAUAACAUUGCCGGUGGACUUCCAGGGGAGGAGUACGGGGGAGGCCUUCGUGCAGUUUGCUUCACAGGAUAUAGCCGAAAAGGCUCUAAAGAAACACAAGGAAAGAAUAGGGCACAGGUAUAUAGAGAUCUUCAAGAGCAGCCGGGCGGAAGUGCGCACACAUUAUGAACCCCAGCGUAAGGUCAUGAGCAUGCAGAGACCGGGCCCCUAUGACAGGCCUGGAGGCGGCCGCGGCUACAACAGUAUGGGCAGAGGAGUCUCUUUUGAGAGAAUGAGACGUGGAGGCUACGGUGGAGAUGGUCGUUAUGGAGACGGCAGCUCCUCCUUUCAGAGCACAACGGGACAUUGUGUGCACAUGAGAGGCCUUCCAUACAGAGCCACUGAAACUGACAUAUACAAUUUCUUCUCUCCACUGAACCCAGUGCGUGUUCACCUGGAGAUCGGCCCUGAUGGAAGAGUAACGGGUGAGGCGGAUGUAGAAUUUGCCACACAUGAGGACGCCGUGGCAGCCAUGUCGAAGGACAAAGCCAAUAUGCAACACCGUUAUGUGGAGCUGUUCCUAAACUCCACGUCAGGGGGCGGAAGUGGAGGAUACGGUGGCCAAAUGAUGGGCGGUAUGGGAAACCAGUCGUCAUACGGACACAGCAGCCAACAGAUGGGCUCUGGCUACAGCGGAGGUUAUGGUAAUCAGAGUGGCAUGGGGGGCUACAGUGACUACAGUAAUCAGGGCGGAAUGGGGAGCAGUUACUACGGUGGAGGGAGCCGCGGGUCCAUGGGAAUGAACGGCCUCAACAGCGGCAUGGGGGGAGGCUGGGGGAUGUAGCCUCCAGGCCUUUCAUAGCUGCUUUAUAACCUUCAUUUGAACAGUGUCCUCUUUCAUUUGUUUGUUCUUUGUUCCUUGCUCCCUUCCAAGUUGUGUUUGGAGCUGAACUUCUUUUUCCCUUUUGACAUGGUUGAAAACAAAUCCUGACUAGAGGUAGUAAUUUAUGUUAAAGAGAAACUUUAUUUGCUGAAAUGUGACAGCCCAUGUAUCACACUGGAGAGGUGCCUGUAAAUCUGUUUUUACAGUAAAGAGGUGAUUUGUUUCCUCUUUAGGCCAACUUUAUCAAAGCCUUUCAUACAGCGUGACAUCUUUGCACACGGAGGUUUCACUCUGUCAGUGAUUGUAGCAUCAUAUCUUAAACUUUUGGCUCCUGCAAAGGUGUUUUGCAUGUACUUAAUGCUUACUCCAGACCGAUGGUUUAAAAAGAGUGUUUAAGUUUAGAAAAAAAAAGAUUUUUGUAUAACUUUAAAGCAUGGUGGGACGUGGACGGGUUUCAUUUAGAUGCAUGUUACUGUUUGCAUUUGCUUUUUUUUUCACAUGCAGUGUAUCACCUGUGAUUUCAGUGUAGUGGACAAAUGUCCUCAUGGCUUCACAGAUGGAUUAAUACUAAUUUGAGGCAGUGUUUAUUAAACCGUACACAAUU